Equus caballus (horse) is the source of this 2517-nucleotide messenger RNA. RefSeq names its product Ras and Rab interactor like (gene RINL). Gene Ontology annotation, cellular component: endocytic vesicle; cytosol. Lineage: Eukaryota; Metazoa; Chordata; Mammalia; Perissodactyla; Equidae. The record is from RefSeq and is a predicted model, not a curated record. Gene Ontology annotation, molecular function: small GTPase binding; guanyl-nucleotide exchange factor activity. Gene Ontology annotation, biological process: vesicle-mediated transport.
UGAGGAGCAGAGCGCAGGUGCCGAGAGGGGCCUCGGGGCAGUGGGAGCCUUGUGGCUCUCCCCUGGACUCCCAGGCUGCCAGGGUCCUUUCCUCCCAAGGCCUGAGCCCCGGAAAAGAGGGAGGAAGGUCGAUUUCAGAUACCCCCCAGCCCCGCCUCUUCCCCCAGCCCGCUCAGCUUCCUCUCUGCGAGGAACACUUUCACUUCCUGUUACUCCAGGCCUCGAGAACAGGGGCCAGACCAAGGCUCGCUGGCCUCCCACAUCCUGAGGAUGGCCUGGCCAGAGGACAAGGCCGCAGCAGGCCCCACCGACGGGGAGAGACUGGCCCCAUCACAGAUGAAUGGAGCAGGCGAGAUCCCCUUAGGGGUCCUCAGGACCCCAGAGCCACUCCUUCGCCUGCAGAGGACAUGGGGGGUGUGGCAGAUCCCAGAGCUGGAUGCACAGGAGGCAGAAGUGCUUCUGGAGCUGUGGCCACCAGGGAGUUUCCUGGUCACAGGACACGACCCCAGCCAGGUCCUGGUGUUGAGGACAGGACCUUUGCCAGGGGAAGUCAACACCUACAGGAUCCAGAAGCUUCCUGGAGGUGUGUCUCUGGAAUCCUCUAACCUCUGCAUGCAGGACCUGCUCCAUCUCCUGGCCUUCCUAUCAGCCAGCAGGGAUGUUUUGCCCAGAACACUGCUCUUGCCGCCUCCCACUCUAGGACCAGAAGACCAACACACAGAUGCUCUGCAGAUUGGCAGCAUCCAGCUCAACACAGCAGGGAGGGUGCUCUCCGUGGUGAACAAGCUCUACCUGGAGACCCACAGAGAGUGGGGGAUGGACCAGGGUCCCCCAGAGACACUUCCAAAGACUGAGGAGAGACACCAUCCAGCCCCUAGGCACCCCACCCCUCACCAGGUCUCCUGGGUGGAAGGCCCACUCAGCCCAGAAGGCCACCAUCCUAGGCCGGCUCUCACCAGCCUGGUGGAGGAGAAAGAGGAGGAGGAGGAGGCGGAGGAGCGUAACGACUACGAAGAUGAAGAGGAAGGACCCGAGGAUGUGCUCACCCAACACGUCCGGGUUCUGGCCCGGGCUCGGAGCAGCUAUGUGGCCAGGCAAUUUCGGAGCCUUCGGGCGCGCCUCACCUCAGAUGCUCGGGGCCCCCACAGGCCUGGGGACCCCGCCACAGAGCUGCUCCAGGAUGUGCGGCACCUGCUCAUUGACCUCCAGGAUCACCUAGCAAAGGACCCAGAUGUCAGGGCUGUCUUUGGGAGCAGGGGCCCUGGGGCCCCCCAGAAGGACCAGGAUCUUGGCCCCGCGGUGGAGGCGGCCUUGUGCCGGGCGGUGCUGGCGCCCCUGAAGCCCGCCCUGUGGUCGCGACUCCGCACACUCCGAGCCCCGGAGCUGCGACGACUGCGGAGGCGACAAAUAGCCCUGCGGGCGGAGGCGGGGCCUCCGGGAGGGCAGGGGGCGGGGCCUGAGGGGCAGGGCCCCGCCCCCGCCGUGCGGAGCCGCAUCCACGCGCGCCUGGAGCAUCUCCAUGCCUCCUGCUCCCCACGCCGCAAGGUGGCGCUGCUGCUGGCGAUGUGCAGUGACAUCUACGCGGGCUUGGCUCGGGGUGAGAACCAAGAGCCCAUGGGGGCCGACGCCUUCCUGCCGGCGCUGACGGAGGAGCUGAUCUGGAGUCCGCACAUUGGGGAGACGCAGCUGGACGUGGAGUUUCUCAUGGAGCUCUUGGAUCCGGAUGAACUUCGAGGAGAGGCCGGGUACUACCUGACCACGUGGUUCGGGGCGCUGCACCACAUCGCCCACUACCAGCCCGAGGCGGGCCGCGCGCCCCAGGGUCUCAGCUCCGAGGCCCGCGCCUCCCUGCGCCAGUGGCACAGCAGGAGGACGCUGCACCGCCAGGGCGGCCCCGGAGCCCAGGCAGACCUGCCCUUUGAGGAACCGUGGGCGGUAGAGACGGUGCCGAGAGAUCAAUGAGGAUUAGGGGUCUUAAACCCUUCUGCUCUUCAAGCCAGACAGGAGAGGCGCCUGGGACAGCGCCAACUUCUGCCCCCUGUGGCUUAGGGGCAGCAAGGGGCAGGGGAUGCUUCCCGGGAAAAGGGAGCAGGCCCACCUCUGGGCCUUUGCAUUGGCUGUUCCUACUUCCCCGGAAUGCCCUUCCCUAACAUCCAUACUGCUCCUUCCUCCCUUCCUUCGGGUCUUUAGGCAGACGUCACCUUCUCAGUAAGGCUUUCCUAGGUCCCCCUAAACUGGAUUCCUCAGGGCCCAGUGUAGUCACAGGGUCCUUGUGAGAGGGAGGCAGAAGGGUCAGAGUCACAGAGAGGGACGUGAUGAUGUGAGCAGAGGUCGGAGGGGUGACCGGGAGCUCCGGAGUGCAGGCACCCUCCGGAAGCUGAAAAACACAAGGAAUGGAUUUUCCCUUGGAAACUCCAGAAGGAACCUAGUCUUUGAUUUUAGGUACCUAAGACCUAUGUUGGACUUCUCAGCUUUCGAACUGCCAGACAAUAAACUUGUGUUGUUUUAAGGCACCAA